Messenger RNA from Klebsormidium nitens, 2209 nucleotides. The record is from the annotation of a GenBank genome assembly. NCBI's taxonomy places the organism in Eukaryota, Viridiplantae, Streptophyta, Klebsormidiophyceae, Klebsormidiales, Klebsormidiaceae.
UUACAAUCAGAAGACAGCAUGUAUCUUUAAUAUGAUGUAGCCUUGAAGUUGCAAGUUGUAGGACUCGGAGCAGCAGCAGGCAAUCCACAUGCCAGAAUGCAGGCCAAGACGGCCAAGUAUGCAAUCCAAUGAGGGAGCCAAUGCAAUACCACCACUAUGGUUUAGUAUCAAGGGGCGGACUGCCUCCCGUAAUCUUAGCUGUCUUUUGCCGCGCAUGUUGUUUGCAGGCAGAACUCAGGUACAACUAGUCCAGCCAUAGCUCUAGAUCCGCACGUCCUGAUUAUUUCACUUCUGAGGGAAGCUGUGCAGUCUAGAAUAAGCUCCGGUAUGGCUGUUGACCUCGCGCCUCUUUACAACGCCCUAGGACGGGACUCAGCCGUCUCCCAGUACAAGUAUCUUCGUCCGAUUGCCGUGGCAUUAGGGUUUGCCGUGGCCCUCCUCUUCCUGUACACACUCCACACAGGUUCAGACCAAUUGGUGUUCAACAUAAGUAGAGGUGGCAAUGACGCUUCCGAGCUGCAGAUGUGCAAAGCAUGGUUCGAGGAGGAGGACCAGGCAAAUGCGCAUCUGCUGAUCGGCCGGGACUUUGAUGAAGAACCAGUGAACAUCUAUGAGGUCGGGCUGCCUGAGUGGUUUGUGGCGCCCAAGGAGGACUUGGACCGGUGCGACAUUAAGUGCAGGCCCAUACCCUAUCACGUCCCCGAGGCCGCUUCCAUAACCCAGUGGGACGCCAGCACCGACGAGUGGCCAAAAUCUCCGCAGGACAUCGACCACUCCCACGGUUUUGCGGUCAUCCGAAAUGUCGAGCCCCCAAUCGAUUACCCGGGCCUCGCGAUCGACGCGGCGCACAGGGCCGGGUACGACAUCGUGAUGACGUCAGAGCUCGCGUCCGACGUGCCGAUACCGUAUGUUGGCGCUUACGUGACCAACUACUUUGCGCCGGGGCUGCCGUUCGAAGAGAAGCAAAAGGCGGCUAUGGCGGUGAUUAGCAACUGCGGGGCAAAGAGUUUCCGGCUAAAGGCGGUCAAAAAGAUGCAGGAGCUGGGGAUACAGGUGGAUUCGUAUGGGUGGUGCGAGCGUAACAAGGAGUUCCCAGAACCCGACAACCAGGAGCGCAAUGAAGCCGGGCAGUGGGACCGCUAUCGGCAGAAGAUCGCAGUUGCACGCACGUACCUCUUCUACCUCGCGUUCGAGAACAGCCAUUGGCCGGACUACGUCACCGAGAAGUUCUACCACGUGUUGCAAGCGGGGUCGGUGCCGAUCGUCAUCGGCGCACCAAACAUCUUUGAGUUUGCGCCGGCGCCGAACUCGUUCCUGGAGCUACGGACGAUAGAGGACGUGCCGAGGUUGGUCGAGAGAAUGAAGUACCUGAUGGAGAAUCGGUCCGCGUACGAGGAAAUGCUGGAGUGGCGGCGCCACGAGGCUUCCGACAACUUCAAAGCGAUGAACGAUGUUCGUGGCGUCCACGCCACCUGUCGCCUCUGCAUCCAUAUCGCCACGAAACUCCAGGCACUAACGGAUAACAAAACGCGCGCCCUCGUUGCUGCUUCAACCCACGACCCGGGUGACGGUUCCCUUACAGACCCCAACCCGGGUGACGGUUCCGUUACAGCCCCCGGUAUCAAUACCCGUGACAAGAUUAGCGAAGGACGUUUGAGCACGAGAGUGCCCGUGUACCCCUGCACUUGUCGGCCGGCGGCGAUCGGGGCCCCGUCACGGUUCCCGUUCCUAGCUAGUCUCGCCGGCGCAAGCCGCGAAGUACACCGAGUGUAUGUCAGGGAAAGUGGACGAUUCCGAUACCGCCCGGUGCUUUUAGACGGGAGGGAUCUAAGCGUUUGGGCACUCCAUGCGGCGGUACUCCAGGCGUUUCAAAAGGAGGAUUACGAGCCGAGUUGGGUUGAGAGGAGGAAGGAGGUCGGUUUAUAUUGGACCACCUGGAAGGUGCAUAGGAUUUACCCUAGUGGGAUGACAUUACGGGAGUCCAUGGGGAACGGAUCGUUUGUGGCGGAUAGCCAAUUUCAAGAGUAUCUACGAGAACACCCUUGUCCAAAGCUUGAGGUUGUGUUAGUAUGAGUUUGAUAUUUUUAGCGCAACAUCACUACGAAUCGCUUUAUGCUGAAUAUGCAUGAGUAUAAGGCGUUUGCAGGUACAGCCAACAUAGGGCAAUCACUUCUUGUUUCCUAUGCAGUAUGCACUGUGCAAAUGGCGA